GUGUAGGCUUUCAGAGGCGAGCUAGCGGCCGCCGGUGGAGGGGACGCGCCGGGCCGGGCCGCAGCGCCCCGCCCCGGGGCUGCAGCCCUAGACUCCCACCCAGGCCCCGGCGCGUCCCCUCGGCAUGCCGCCCCCCGCCCUGUUCUGUGCUCUCUGCUGCGGGCUCCUGGCCGCGUCCGUGCAUGCCGGCUACUCCGCGGACCGCUGCAGCUGGAGGGGCAGCGGCCUGACCCAGGAGCCGGGCAGCGUGGGGCAGCUGGUCCUGGCCUGUGCGGAGGGCGCCGUGGAGUGGCUGUACCCGGCAGGGGCGCUGCGCCUGGCCCUGGGCGGCCCAGACCCCAACGUGGGGCCAGGAGUCGCCUGCCUGCGUCCCUCUCGGCCUUUCGCUGGCGCCCAGGUAUUCGCGGAGCGCACAGGUGGAGCCCUGGAGCUGCUACUGGCUGAAGGCCCUGGCCUGGCUGGCGCCCGCUGUGUGCACUGGGGUCCUCGCGAGCGCCGGGCCCUUUUCCUGCAGGCCACCCCGCACCGUGACAUCAGCCGCCGCGUGGCUGCCUUCCGCUUCGAGCUGCGCGAGGAUGGCCGUCCAGAGCUGCUGCCCCAGGCCUCUAGCCUUGGCGUGAAUGGUGCCUGCAGGCCUUGCAGUGAUCCUGAGCUUCUCCUGGCUGCAUGCACCAGUGAUUUUGUGAUCCAUGGGACCAUCCACCGGGUUGCUCAUGACACAGAGCUGCAAGAAUCUGUCAUCACCGUGGUGGCCUCCCGUGUCCUCCGUCAGACGCUGCCACUGUUCCUGGUGGGGGUCUCUGAGGGCCAGAGGCAGGCCUCCAUUAGAACACUGCUGCGCUGUGGUGUCCGCCCUGGUCCAGGAACCUUCCUCUUCAUGGGUUGGAGCCGCUUUGGUGAGGCAUGGCUGGGCUGUGCUCCCCGGUUCCAGGAAUUCAGACAUGCUUAUGCAGCAGCCCAUGCUGCCCACCUCAAUCCCUGUGAGCUGGCACUGGACUGAGCCUUCCUCUGGGGCAGGGUGCUGGGGAGGGGUUGGUGGGAGGGUAGGUGGGGAGACAGUGGCCUCCGGAUGGCAUCAAGAUGCUCAGUGGUUCUGAGGUGAUAAUAAGAACAUUGAUUAUACCAGC
Molecule: messenger RNA, 1127 nt
Organism: Heterocephalus glaber (naked mole-rat)
Lineage: Eukaryota; Metazoa; Chordata; Mammalia; Rodentia; Bathyergidae
Gene: Metrn
Product: meteorin, glial cell differentiation regulator
Biological process (GO): glial cell differentiation; positive regulation of axonogenesis
Molecular function (GO): hormone activity
Source: RefSeq, a predicted model, not a curated record